Molecule: messenger RNA, 1179 nt
Organism: Cordyceps militaris CM01
Lineage: Eukaryota; Fungi; Ascomycota; Sordariomycetes; Hypocreales; Cordycipitaceae
Product: 2-hydroxyacid dehydrogenase, putative
Exons: 2
Coding region: 1-1179 (392 amino acids)
Molecular function (GO): NAD binding
Source: RefSeq, a predicted model, not a curated record
AUGACGCUCAUAAGAGUAGCCCCGCCCAACAAGACUCUCAAAGGCCACAAGCUCCUCAUCACAGAUCCUCGAGGUCUCCCAGACGCCGCCGUAGAUCGCCUCCACAACAGCUUCCCCGACCUGCAAGUACAGCGUUUGGGUGAAGACGCCGACGACAGCUGGAGAGAUGCAACAGUAGCGGUCGGCUCGACGUCUAGCCUGCCCUCAAUCGGACAGGCCACAAAGCUAGAGCUCUUCCAACUGACGUCGGCCGGCGCGGAUGGCCUCGUCGGCAAUCCCGUCUUUGACGACACCAAGAUAUCAUUCUGCACCGCAAGCGGGGUACACGGACCUCAAAUAUCGGAAUGGGUCGUGAGCACCUUUCUCGCCUUUCAGCAUCGUCGUGCGUCUCCCUCUUGGCCGUUACCAACCAAGUCCUGCCUCCCUGACCUUAUCCAGUGCCCGAGUACCUUGAAAACCAACAGCAAGGCAAAUGGAAACCCUCCAAACACCCCUCCGACUCCUCCGUCGGCCAGCGAGUGUCAGUCCCACCCCCCCAUCACCACCUCCACCCGCCAACUAACAUGCCCCCCCCUCAGAGGCAUCCUCGGCUACGGCAGCGUCGGGCGGCAAGUCGCCCGCCUCUGCAAGGCCAUGGGCAUGACCGUCCACGCCUACACGCUGCACCCGCGGCGCACGCCCUCGUCCCGCCGCGACGACUCGUACGCGCCCCCGGGCCUCGGCGACCCCGCCGGCGCCCUGCCCGACCGCUGGUUCGCCGGCCGCUCCACCGCGGACCUGCACGCCUUUCUCGGCUCCGGCCUCGACCUGCUCGUCGUCGCCCUGCCGCUGACGCCCCAGACGCGGGGCCUGAUUGCCAAGCCCGAAUUCGACAUCUUGCGGGCCAGGAAGGCGUUUGUGUCCAACAUUGCCCGCGGACCCAUCGUCGACACGCACGACUUGAUCGACGCGCUGGAAAAUGGCACUGUUCGCGGCGCGGCGCUGGACGUGACGGACCCGGAGCCGCUGCCGGACCGUCAUCCGCUGUGGCGUGCCAAGAAUAUCAUCAUCACGCCGCAUGUGAGUGGCGCGACGUCCAAGUAUAUGGAGAGGGUGUUUGAGGUGCUCAUGGCCAAUUUGACACGAUUCAGCAAUGGUGAAAGAUUGAUGAACUUGAUUAACAGGAAAGAGGGAUACUAA